This is a messenger RNA of Rubroshorea leprosula, 1255 nucleotides long. NCBI's taxonomy places the organism in Eukaryota, Viridiplantae, Streptophyta, Magnoliopsida, Malvales, Dipterocarpaceae. The record is from the annotation of a GenBank genome assembly.
AAAAUUCUUGAAUAUAAUAAAACUACCAUAAAAAUGAGUUAGCAUGCCUUUCAAAACUACAAUAUUGUUGGACUGUGGUUAAUUAACCAUGGCACUUACUUAGCAGAUCAGUUUUCUAUAUUUGAAUUUAAAAGUGUUGGGGGUUUUAUGAAAAAAACUAACUUGUUGGCUAUGUUAUUGUUGUUAUGUAGGUUGUCAAUUAUGUUAUAGAAAAGAUGGUUCUUGAUAAAGAUAAACCACUGGAGAGUGUAAAUACUGAUGGAGCAUUUGCUCCUGGACAUGGAGGGCAAUCACAGCUCUCUGCAGUAGGUGAUUUAUCUUUUCGGUCUGGAUUAAAACCUUGGCUAAAGCUUCGACCUUCUAUUGAGGUUUUGUGCAAUAAUCAGGUCUUAUCCCCAGAUAUGAGCUUAGCUACUGUGCGAGCUUACAUAUGGAAGAAACCUGAGGAUCUUGUUCUUAAUUACCGAGUACUUCAGGGAAGGUGACCAUAUAGCUCCAGGAGAGGGGAGUAACGAGGCUGCAGGUUGAACAAGGUGUAUUCAUGAUGGAGAUCUCGUGUAAGGUACUGGCAGUGUAACAAUUUUUCUAAGGUUGCCUAUCAUGAUCAGAAGGAUCUCUUGGGUCAUUGGUAAAUUUGAAUUCCUAUUUGGCUGUUAAAACUUCCGGGUGUUCUCUGUUAUAGCCAAGACAAAACCUGAUUAGCAUUCUCAUGGUUGGAAAAGCAUUCUUAAAAUUUUUUAACUUUUAAGAAGUACUUGGCAUGUGUGCUUUUGCUGGAGAUUGGAAAGUAGGAUGGAUGAUCCUGGAAGUGGGCCGAAGAGUUUGUGACAUUGAGGAAGAAUUAGCUUGGAGAAGAUUUGUCACUAAGAGGCACAAAAUUAGGUGUAUGAUGUCGAAAAAGCUGUGUAGAUUUUGUAUUGUGGGAUCGGAUACCUAGCGAUAGAAAUGCCAUUACAAAGAUUUCUUUUUCUUUUUAGAAUUUUAGAAUUUUCAUUUGGAAAUAAUAGAAGUUCAAGUUGUGUUACAUUUCCCCAUUCUAUAUAUUUUCAAGAAAAUUUUCCUGCAAGCUGUUUCACACACUCAUCAUUUGUGGAUUCCGGAAACAAAAACAUUGUUACUGCAUGUGUAGCUCCUUAAGGAUAUAUUUUCGGUGUCGUUUGUGUAUUUCUAACUGCUAUCAGGAGAUGUACCAAAAAAAAAAAAAAGAAACACUGCUAUCUGGAGAUACUUGAGGGAAUAGAAACAUGUAGACUUA